AUGACCGAUUUGUCUCAUUCACUUUUUGAAAAUUCAUGUUUACCACAAGCAAAAAAUUUUAUAGAUUUCGCAAAUGAGACAAUUUUUAUUGGACAUAUUAUUCUCAUUGUUCUUCUUUUAAUUGUUUUAAUUAGUAUUGGACUUUUUUUCUUAUAUACGAAAUCAGCUAAACAAGCAUUAAAUAGAUAUAAUAAAUUUAUUAUUAAAUCAAUGUUAACAACACUUGAACAAUAUGAAAAAGAAUUCGGUGUAUUUGAAAAUCUUAUACCAAAUAAAAUAAAUUUUCAUAAUAAACAACAUAUACGAGGAAUUCUACCAAUAACACCAACUGUUAUUCGUGUUAAAAAUCCUCGAAUAAUGAAUUAUCUUGGUUUUGAUUAA
Rotaria sordida is the source of this 381-nucleotide messenger RNA. NCBI's taxonomy places the organism in Eukaryota, Metazoa, Rotifera, Eurotatoria, Philodinida, Philodinidae. The record is from the annotation of a GenBank genome assembly.